CAUCACCACCCUUCUUUGCAUCUGGUUCCUCCCUUCCAGGGCGGGUCCCCUGUCGCCCCCACUCUCCAUCAACUGCGGCUAAUGCUGUGGCCUUUCUCAGCUCGGGUGCCUCGGCCAUGGCGCCCCAGAACGUGUCCAGGUGGUUCUUGGUGUUGGCCUGGUUACCAGAACCCAGGAGUGACAUCGGGCUCCCAGGCCCCUGUGCCCCACUGCCACCCAGUCCAAUCAGCAGUGUCACCCAAGCUGUCACAACGAGGAGGUGUGGGCCAUCACGUGGCCCUAUCUGAGCAACCACAUUCUCGCUUCCUUCUUUCACACACGGCCGUUGGGCGUUGGCGGGUGGAGGACCACGGCAGGGGUUGCCACAGCAGUGCCCUGCAGCGUGGGCUGGGUCUUGGUCCCUAAAACAGAGAAGCCGCUCUGGGCCCACGAGGAAGCUGUCCAUGCUCCGCUGAGCCCGACCGGUGUCAUGCCGCUGCCACUCCUCCUGCUGCUGGUCCUCCUGGGCCCCAGCCUCCAGCAGAUCCCGGCGGAUGGAGACGAGGAUGACCUGGAAGACUACGAUGAGGCGAAUGGCACGGACCCUCCAGACACGCUUGAAACUAUCACAGCGGGUGUGACCCUGAGCCCCGAGCUUCAGGCUGCGAUGGGAACGUUGGGGCAGAGAGAGUCUGCAGGGCCUGGUUCCCCCGAGCCAGCCACUCCGGAGGUGACCACAGGGGACUCUGGUGGCCUGGAUGCCAGAGGGGCAGCCCCUGGGAAGCUCAGCAUGGAAUUGACCUCACAGGGGGUUCCUGUCACACCGGGCCCUCUGACCACAGACCUGGGCACUACAAUCCCUCCCAUCACGGAGGCUCCAUCCACGGAGGGGGCUCCAUCCACAGAGCUGGCCACCACGGAGGCCCUGCCCACAGAGCCACUGACCACGCAACCUGCAGCCAUGGAGGCCCUGUCCACAGAGCCACUGACCACGCAACUUGCAGCCAUGGAGGCUCUGACCACAGAGCCACUGACCACGCAACCUGCAGCCACGGAGGCCCUGACCACAGAGCCACCGACCACGCAACCUGCAGCCACAGAGGCCCUGACCACAGAGCCACUGACCACGCAACCUGCAGCCACGGAGGCCCUGUCCACAGAGCCGGCUACCACAGCGGCCCCUCCCACGGAGCCCACUACCACAGAGACCCUGUCCAAGGAGCCAGCCACCAUGAAGGCGCUGUCCACAAGGGGUCUCUCCACGGCCUUUCUUGUGCUGUCUGAUCCUCACGAGGGCACCACCGUGGCCGCCAGCAAUUCAUCGGACGCCUUCAUCAAACAGGGGAAGAGCAGCCAGGGCCUCUCGCCGCCGAGCUCCGCGUCCCCCAGCCUCACGAAGGGCCCGGAUUACAUGCCCGUGAAGCACUGCCUGCUGGCCAUCCUCAUCCUGGCGCUGGUGGCCACCACCUUCCUGGUGUGCACCGUGGUGCUGGCCGUCCGCCUCUCCCGCAGGAACCACAUGUACCACGUGCGCAGCUACUCGCCCACCGAGAUGGUCUGCAUCUCCUCCCUGCUGCCCGAGGGCGGGGAGGCGCCCGCCGCCACCCCCAACGGGAGCCUGCCCACCGCCAAGGGCCCGGGCCUACUGGAAGGGCCUGGGGAGGACCACAAUGGGGACGACCUCACCCUGCACAGCUUUCUCCCUUAGCGCCCCUGCCCGCGCCCCUGAGCAGGACCCUGGCUCCUGGCUGCUUCCUCCGCGGCCACCACCCAGGGCUUGGGCCCUGGGCCACCUGUCUGGGCUUCCUCCGAGCCCCUGGGGGAGGGAUCUCUAGGGCAGGACCCUGGCCACUCCAACAGGACCGAGGGCGCAGGACUCUCCUUCCUCCUGGCCGCUGUAGUCUCAUUCCCACGAGCCCUGGGGAGACUCAGGUCCCCUGCCCUCACCCACUGCUCUUGUCUUCUGGUUGCCAAUCAUCAUGCAUUUGGGGGGGUGGGUCCUGAGGAGCGUGGGGUUCCUGAGACCACUCUGCCGUACCCCGCUGGGGGCAGCUGGAGUGUUCUCAGCUACCCCUCUGGGGAGCCCAGGGUGAGGUCUUUUUUUUUUCUUUCUUUCUGAGUUUCCACUAUUUUUUAAAAAAUAGUUCUUUAUUGUUG
Messenger RNA from Myotis brandtii (Brandt's bat), 2136 nucleotides. RefSeq names its product selectin P ligand (gene SELPLG). Gene Ontology annotation, biological process: leukocyte tethering or rolling; hemopoiesis. Gene Ontology annotation, cellular component: plasma membrane. The transcript is spliced from 2 exons. Lineage: Eukaryota; Metazoa; Chordata; Mammalia; Chiroptera; Vespertilionidae. The coding region runs from base 470 to 1687 and encodes 405 amino acids. The record is from RefSeq and is a predicted model, not a curated record.